Messenger RNA from Drosophila subpulchrella, 6101 nucleotides. It is a transcript of the gene CASK, whose product is annotated as peripheral plasma membrane protein CASK. The record is from RefSeq and is a predicted model, not a curated record. Gene Ontology annotation, biological process: protein phosphorylation; regulation of neurotransmitter secretion. Gene Ontology annotation, cellular component: cell-cell junction; plasma membrane. The transcript has 20 exons. Bases 472 to 3252 code for a protein of 926 amino acids. NCBI's taxonomy places the organism in Eukaryota, Metazoa, Arthropoda, Insecta, Diptera, Drosophilidae. Gene Ontology annotation, molecular function: ATP binding; protein kinase activity; signaling receptor binding.
CCAGUUCUUCGCCAAUCAAUUCCUCACGGGCCGUGUUUGUUUUAAGUUAAAAUUAGUAAAUUACCCAAUGCAAUCAACUUGCCAGCCAUUUUGGAGUGCGGACCUUGACAAUCGAGUGCUAGAGCAAUCCGGGAAGAUGCCGAAAACCUGCGGGCGUUGAAAAAUCGCUGUGAAUCGCGCCAAAUGCAAUUUUAACACCAGCAGCAACAACAACAAGGCAACGACACCAACAAAAAAAAAAAUAAUAACAACAAAUCAUCAGAAGAAACCGAGGAAAAACGUUCAAAGUUUUUGGAGUUGCUCACUGGCCGCUUCGUUUUUUGUUUAUUUUUUAUGUUCGUUUUUGGAGGGCAGUAGGCGACGGGCAGGAAAAGCAAAAAGGAAAAGCGCCCGGCACGAAAAAGCAGGACACAACUCAUCAAUAUUCGAAAAAGCAAUUGAGUCGAGGCAUCAAUUCAUCAAUUAUUCAAAAUGACCGAAGACGAAAUUCUCUUUGACGACGUCUACGAGCUGUGCGAGGUCAUUGGCAAAGGACCUUUCUCCAUUGUAAGGCGAUGCAUACACAGGGAGUCCAAUCAGCAGUUUGCUGUCAAAAUCGUUGAUGUGGCCAAGUUCACAGCAAGUCCUGGACUGAGCACAGCGGAUCUGAAGCGCGAGGCCACAAUAUGUCACAUGCUGAAGCAUCCGCACAUUGUCGAGCUGCUGGAGACCUACAGCUCCGAGGGAAUGCUCUACAUGGUGUUCGAGUUCAUGGAGGGCUCCGACUUGUGCUUCGAGGUUGUGCGGCGGGCUGUUGCCGGUUUUGUCUACAGCGAGGCGGUUGCCUGUCACUAUAUGCGCCAAAUCCUGGAGGCGCUGCGCUAUUGUCACGAGAACGACAUCCUGCACAGGGACGUGCGUCCCGCCUGCGCCCUUCUAGCCACGGUCGACAACUCGGCGCCCGUGAAACUUGGCGGCUUCGGUUCGGCCAUCCAGUUGCCCGGCACCCGGGAAACCAUAGAAACACACGGACGCGUGGGAUGUCCGCAUUACAUGGCGCCGGAGGUGGUGACCAGGCGGCUCUACGGCAAGGGAUGCGAUGUCUGGGGUGCCGGCGUGAUGCUGCACGUUCUGCUCUCCGGCCGAUUGCCCUUUUUGGGCUCUGGAGUGCGGUUGCAGCAGUCGAUAGCUCGCGGUCGGUUAUCGUUUGAGGCACCUGAAUGGAAGUCUAUCUCGGCCAACGCUAAGGAUCUAGUCAUGAAAAUGCUGGCCGCAAAUCCCCAUCACAGACUCUCCAUCACCGAGGUGCUCGAUCAUCCCUGGAUACGGGAUCGGGAUAAACUACAGCGCACUCACCUGGCGGACACGGUGGAGGAAUUGAAGCGCUACAAUGCCCGACGCAAGCUAAAGGGUGCUGUUCAGGCCAUCGCCGGAGGCACCAACAUGGAUCCGCUUUACGCCACCGAUGCGGACAUGCCCAUAGCCGGUGCCACGGACGAGUGGGCCGACGAGGAGGCGGGCAUCGAGGCGGUGCAGCGCAUCCUGGACUGCCUGGACGACAUCUACUCGCUGCAGGACGCGCACGUGGACGCCGAUGUGCUGCGGGACAUGCUGCGCGACAGCAGGCUGCACCAGUUCCUGCAGCUGUUCGACCGGAUCGCGGCGACCGUGGUGACCAGCAAUGGACGAGCACCGGCUGCCGAGGCCGUCGGGCGAUGUCGCGAUGUCCUGGAGCAGCUCUCGUCGACGGCCGGCGGCAACUCACUGGGCGGCAAGUAUGCCAAGGACGAGCUGCUGCAGCUCCUGGCCGCCCCCCACAUGCAGGCUCUGCUCCAUAGCCACGAUGUGGUGGCCCGGGAUGUCUACGGGGAGGAGGCGCUGCGCGUCACCCCGCCCCCGAUGGUGCCCUACCUCAAUGGCGACGAGCUGGACAACGUCGAGGGCGGCGAGCUGCAGCAUGUGACCCGGGUGCGACUGGUGCAGUUCCAGAAGAACACGGACGAGCCCAUGGGCAUCACGCUGAAGAUGACCGAGGACGGGCGGUGCAUUGUGGCCAGGAUUAUGCACGGCGGGAUGAUUCAUCGCCAGGCAACGCUGCACGUGGGCGACGAGAUACGGGAGAUCAACGGCCAGCCGGUGCAGCACCAGUCGGUUGGCCAAUUGCAACGAAUGCUGCGCGAGGCACGCGGUUCUGUUACCUUCAAGAUAGUUCCUUCGUACCGCAGCGCUCCGCCCCCCUGCGAGCUUUUCAGGAUCAGACCCGCUCCGGUGCUUAUAUUCGUGCGCGCCCAAUUCGAUUAUAAUCCGCUGGAUGAUGAGCUUAUACCCUGCGCCCAGGCGGGCAUAUCGUUCCAAGUGGGCGACAUACUGCAGAUCAUUAGCAAGGACGAUCAUCAUUGGUGGCAGGCGCGACUGGACACGGUGGGCGGAUCGGCGGGACUGAUACCGUCGCCGGAGCUGCAGGAAUGGCGGAUCGCCUGCCAGACGGUCGACAAGACCAAGCAGGAGCAGGGAGAACCGGGUGCUGGAUGUUCCGCUCACGCAGAUGGGUGUGAUGGAUCAGCAGUUAACUGCUCCAUCUUCGGGCGCAAGAAGAAGCAAUGCCGGGACAAAUAUCUGGCCAAGCACAAUGCCAUCUUCGACACGCUCGAUGUGGUCACGUACGAGGAGGUUGUCAAGGUGCCAGUUGGGGAUCCGAACUUCCAGCGCAAAACGCUGGUGCUCCUGGGUGCUCAUGGGGUGGGCAGGCGGCACAUCAAGAACACCUUGAUAUCGAAGUACCCCGACAAGUACGCCUAUCCCAUACCACAUACAACGAGACCUGCCAAGCCCGAGGAGGAGAACGGACGCAGCUAUUACUUUGUCUCGCACGAUGAAAUGAUGGCGGACAUCGGUGCGAAUGAGUACUUGGAAUACGGCACCCACGAGGACGCCAUGUACGGCACUAAGUUGGACACUAUCCGGCGCAUUCACACCGAGGGCAAGAUGGCCAUAUUGGAUGUGGAGCCGCAAGCCCUGAAGAUACUCCGCACCGCCGAGUUCACGCCCUACGUGGUGUUCAUAGCGGCGCCCUCGCUGCAGAACAUAGCAGAUUACGACGGCAGCCUGGAGCGACUGGCCAAGGAGUCGGAGAUGCUGCGCCAGCUGUACGGGCACUUCUUCGAUCUGACGAUUGUGAACAACGACAUCAGCGAGACGAUUGCCACGCUGGAGACGGCCAUCGACCGGGUGCACACCACCCCGCAGUGGGUGCCCGUGUCCUGGCUGUACUGACAAGACAGCGAACUGGAAUGCCCCGACUGCCUCGAGGGCUGCGACUGCGAGUGGGACGCCUACACGCAGGCCUCCAACGUGGCGCUCUACUGAGGCAAAUACACGAAACGAAGAUGCAGAUACACGCCACAUCACCACAACACACCAUUAAAGUAUUACCAAGGCACAAAAGCAACAGCAACUGAAGAAAACAGCAGAACAGCAUCCACUACGGGAGAUGAUGACAGUGAGGAUUGUAGGACUGGAGGACUGGAGGACUAGAGUACUGGAAGAUAGAAGGCGCCUGGCGCCGAGCUAUAUAAUUUAAGAGUAGAUGGGUAUUAUGGGAACUGCGGUCGCAACGCAAAGACAAAAAGUGUGUUAAUUGACAGACAACCAUUUGUAUUUGCCUCUAUAUUUGUUUUUUGUUUUAACUAUACGUUUAUAUUGUAUUAAUUUUAACCGAUUGUAUUUGCCAUUCCAUGCUCAUUGUGUUAUAUUGUACGAUUAUUGUUUUGUUGUAUUGUUUGUAUUCAGCAUUUAGUCAAAACAGCAUUAAACGCUUAUGUAAAUCUUGCACUUGUUAGUGUCUAAGUUAACUGGAGUUAGACAAAUCGAACCGAAGCACUCCAAAUUGUUUUUACUCAAAGAUUAUUUCCGGUAAGAGUCUUGUGUGCAGAUAGGGCGUUGAACGAGUUAGUAAAUUAUAGAGAAAACUACGUAAUUAAAUAUAAUUAAACAUAGACACAAGGAGACACAGCAGCAAAAAGAACACGAAGAACAGAGAAUAAUAAACAAAUUACGAUGUGAGCAAUUUCAAGUGUUUCAAGCCAAGUAAGAACUAAUUAAUUACAUAUGGAAGAUCAAGUCAGGACAGUGGUAAAGUGCACGUUUUAAAUGCAAUAUACAUAAAGAAAAGGUAACAGAAAAAACCCAAAAAAAAUAUAAUUAAUUCAGAUCACAACACCUACACACGCGGAGGAGAAAGAAAAAACAUAUAAAACCAAAAUACCAAAUUGUUGACGUUUAAUUGAAUUCAAUGAGAAAUGAGUAAGCCACAAAAAAUGCAAUCAAACAUAAUAAAACAAAAAUGAAAUAAUAUUAAUUGCAGCCGCGUUUAAUUCAAGCAAAAGCAAAGUAAACAAAUGGAAAAAAACAUAGAGUGAGCACAAAAACACACACUAACUGCAAUUACGAAUUAAUAUAAUUAGCAAAAAGGUGAGGAGAUUGCAGGUCAACGCAAAACAGGCAGAUAACAUAUAAAUAUAUGACAAAAAACAAGAAGAAAGUAGGAAAUCGAGGAAGUAUGUAUACACAACACAUAUAUAUAUUUUUCGAACAACUCAAACUCAGGUUGGAUACAUUGAAAAUCAGUCAAGUUCAAUAAGAAUAAUAUAGCGGAGCGCUUCCUUUUAACCCACAGCCAAAAACGAAAACCAAACAAGGUGACCCAAACCGAAUCGAAUGAGAUCUCUUAAGUCGCUUUGAAUUGAAUUGAAUUGAAUUAAUCGUACACCCACAGGCCCAGUAACCACCCAAGCAGCAGCUUCAAAUUUUCGAGAUACUUUACAAUGACACCGACAAACUGUCUUAGCAAUCAAGAAACCUGGCAUUUUUUUAGUGCAGCUUCAUAAUCAGCAACCAGCGCUCAGUAAUUUCGCUUUUUCCCCCAAAUAUAGAUCCCUAUGAUAGGAGAUAUAGGAGAGGUUCAGAACAUUUUGAAUUAGCUUCCCUCACAUAGAGCUUCUGAGAUGGACGAAAACAGAAUUUAGAGCACAACUACGGAGUGUAAUUGGGAUAGGAAAAUCGAGAAUAGAACACACUUGAGAUCGAACUUAGUAUUAAAUCGAACACAUUUGUAAACACGUGCCACGCAAUUCUCUAGCUGUCCCCCAGAACAAUUUAAGCCUGAGCUUAAUUCGAGCCCAACAACCACACGACCCACUUGAAUUUCCCAACCGCACACCACACAAGAAUUACAUACUUAUAUCCAGAACAAUUCUAUGGUUUCAAAAUGGUUGAACAAUUUUGCAUAGAGUAUUAUCGUUAGACGCUGGGCUAUAACUUUUCGGUUCUGAGCGUGGAAGGAGAUAGCAGGAGAGGCAAUGCAAAUCAUAGAAGUAUCCCAAAAAAAGAACAACCGAACCUACCCGAAAAAACUGAAGAACUAACUACCUACCCACAACCACAAACGCAGCCAAGUGGCCAAAUUAACUAAGUAUUAUACCUUAAAGCGAACGAACGGGACGAGACGAGACGAUAUGAUAUGAUAUGAUAGGAGGAACCUUAUAAAGAAAAUAACGGCUGGAGAUGGAGAUGGAUGUAUGUACAUUUUGAAGCUCCCCCAGACAAAAGCUGGAUGUGCCAGAAAACACCAAAAAUGAAGAAAUGAUUAGGAAAAGAAUGCUCAAAUCAAAAUCUUAUAUUUUACGGUUUAUAACCAUGAUUAGGAACGAUUGAACAGAAUUGAAUGAGGGGGAAGACCGAUAGAGAGUAUCCCGAGAUUGAGCUAGGAUUUUGAAGGACUCGUUUCGUACUUUUACUUGAUCCUUUUUUUCUUAGCCGAUGCGAGCAGAUUGUAGCUGUACUCUAAGAAUUAUUUCACACUAAGAUUAAGUAAAAAUUUAUUGUUGAUAUUACAUAAAAAAGAAAAGAAAAAAGAAAUGAGAUGAACAUGGUCACGUAAACCAAAUGAAUUAGAAUUUUUCUCUAAUUUCAUAAGUCAAUGAUGAUAUGAUACUGAGGGUAAUGAUGGUGAAGAUGAGUUGAAAUGCUUAUGAUCUCCAAUGUCAAUAUGUGUAGAUUGACGCGAUUUGAGCUAAUUGAGUGAAUUGUUAUUAAAAUAAUAAAUGAAAUGAAAUGAAAUGAAA